AAUUUUCUACGUAUCCACAUGUAAUAUGAAUUAGCUAAAUAUAUUAUUACAAUAUGCUGCAAAAAAUCUCGUUCACACAAUUCUGAUACCAAAGUAAUUUGCUACAAGGGCUGCGCGCUCGAAAAACGAACCACUACCUGCCCUCUCCUUUCCAUUUCCUUCUUUCUCGUAUUUCUAUCUAUCCUACGCGAUUUCCCUUCGAAUAGAAAUCCGCCAUGAAGGGCGGGGAGGGAGAGGAUUGCGGAGGGCAUCAAUGGUACAGAAGGUAAGUACCAAGGGUAUUCCUUUGUAUCAGGGUGGUAAUUUUCUCCCCACCAUUGGGGCGAAGUCUAUAAAUACCAGAGGACGGAUUACCUGGCCGACACUUGCCUGCGAAAGUCUCGGAGAAGAGAAGUAAGUCCACGGUUCUGACACAACACUUGGUGAAAUUACAUACAUUAAGAUUCCAGUGGGUGAAAAAGGUAACAGUUUGUGCCAAAAUGUCGCGGAAAAUUUAGAAAUGUUUUUAGAUAUUUUCAAAAUUUUCAAGUGAGCGGGAGUAAAUAUUAACGAGCUUCAACAUUCUAUUGCAACUACUUGCUCUGGCCGCAAUGAAGACGUACGACAAAUUGUACCAGCGCUACUUUCCACAAUUUAUCCCAGUGAGGUUUAUGAUUUGUGUCAUGAUGUUUACCGCAUGCUGGACAUCCUACAUGGCUCGUCUCCAAAUGCCAAUUCUUGUCGUUCCAAUGACUGCAUCAAAAAAUGGUUCGUCUAGAAGUGGUUACUGCGACAAGGAGGCCAGCGAACCAUCUCGUGAAAGAAGAGCAAUCUGGUAUGACCCUGAAAACAUUUAUAGCCCCUGGAUUUAUGAAAACGAGGUCCAAGAUGACAGCCUAGACGCUGCAACUCACAAACAGAAUAUUAAUGAACACAAUAUAAGUAAAGCGUUGUCGGGACACAAACUUCGCCGCAGGCGAGAUUUAGAAUUACUUGGUCAGGAGAGAGUCGGCAACGAUGGAUUCACCUUGUUCUCCAAAAGAGUGUUUGAGUGGGACGCCCAAACUCAAGCUCAGCUUCUAUCCUCUUAUGGAUACGGAAAUGCUCCAGGAAAUUUUGUGGGUGGAAUUGUGGCUAUCAAAUGGGGACCAAAGAGAUCUAUUUUUUGGACUACCCUGAUAGCGGCGAUAUUAUCUUUGAUUAGCCCAAUUCUAGCUCAGAUCCAUUGGGGUGUUCUUUGUGUUUCAAGAGUAAUAAUUGGAUUUGCCGGUGGAAUUACAUUUCCUGCUUGUCAUUCAAUGGUAGCGAAAUGGGCACCUCCAGAUGAGAAAAGUAGAUUCGUAUGGUCUCUCCUGGGAGGAAGCUUUGGCACAAUAAUAACGUAUCCAAUGGUUGCUGCCAUAGCAGAUUCAAUUAAUUGGCAAACAGCGUGGUAUCUUCCAUCUUUAAUGAUGAUAGUCUGGGUGAUACUUUGGGCACUGAUAGCAUAUGAUUCCCCUGAGGAGCAUCCUGGUAUUACAGACGAAGAAAAAGAAUACAUUGCACGAUCACAAGCGGGUAUAGUAGGCAAAGAAAAACCAACCUUACGUCAAACUCCAGUGAAGAAAAUAUUGACUUCGGUGCCUUUCAUCAGUUUGGUUUGCUGCCACUUCGGGAACAUGUUCUUACUGUUCUUUUAUCAAAAUUCCAUGACGCAGUAUCUCACAAAAAGUUUAGGAUUCAAAUUAACGAAAGGAGGAGCACUUGCUUCGCUCCCAUGGGCUGGCCGAAUGGUUUUUGGAUUUUUCUUCAGUUGGGUUGGUGACUCGAUCAAGAGACGGAAAUACAUAAGUAUUACAUGGCUGAGGAAACUUGCAACAAUAUUUUCUCACUUAAUUCCUGGAUUAUUCUUGAUCGGCGUAAGUUACGCAGGCUGCAACUUCGUACUGGCUAACUUGUUUCUCGUUCUGAGCUUGGGAUUCAAUGGCUGUGCCGUUAUUGCCAAUCUAUCAAAUAAUCAAGAUUUGUCACCUAACUUUGCUGGAUUUUUAUACGGCAUCAUGAAUACUAUUGGAUGUACUUCAGGAUUCAUCGGACCUCCAAUUGUAGCCACAAUCAUUGGUGAUGAGGAUUCGAUUGAAAACUGGCAGAUCGUUUUUUGGGUUGGCGCAGCGGUGUGCAUAUUCAGCAUGAUAAUUUUUUUCAUCGGGGGAAGCGGAGAAGUUCAACCAUGGAAUGAUGUUACAACACCAGCUGAUGCUCCUGCAACAUCCGUACCUGUUCCAACUGCACAAAGAGCAUAAAUUUUGUGAAUUAAUAUAUUAAUUCAAUGUGGAGUUUACUUUUACCGUAGAAACUUGGCUUUGUUUUCAUCAAAGUCACAAUGUGAUUAAUGUGGGAUUUCAACUGUAUAUGGUGAACAGAUUAUUUCUUUGCCAACCUAACACAUUUCAAAUGAAUCAAAGGUAAUAUCAUACGGUAAAAAAAUGUACGAUCAGACACUAAUAUUGUGUAUUAUUGAUCACUGUUUUAUAUAUGAUUAUAUAGUGUACAUUUAAGAUGAAAAAUAUUUUAGUGAAUUUUCAAACCAUUCAUUUGGCAUUUGAAAAGUUACAAACUAUUGCGCCCAUUAUAAUGACUGUAAAAAUUGUUGCACUGUAUUACAGCAAAUCGAUGUACGGAUUCAAAUAGGAGAUAAUAAUAAAUUCUUAUAGCGUUUAAGAAGUUAAGUAAUAUUACACAAUUAUAUUAUCUAGGCACAAAGAUUUUGUCUGUGAUUUUGAAUAUUUUUACAGAGUAGGUCGUCAGAUAGAAAAGGGAUUCAUAUUUUAUGUCAACAAAUCAUGGUAAAUAUGAAUUUCGUGGUUUUUUAAAUGAAUUUGUAUGAAGUAAUAAGAAAUCUCAUUAAAAGUAUACAGAUGGUGAGGAAACUCAGUUGAAAACUGAUGGAACAAAGUGACUCUGUAGAUAAAUGAGUUGCUUAGAAGCAAUUGUUUUAUGUAAAAUCAAUACUUCUUCAGUUAUUUGUAAUAUACGCUUUGAGAAAGUUGUUUUAAUAAAAUCUUAUUUAAUUCCUUUAUAA
Molecule: messenger RNA, 3040 nt
Organism: Neodiprion fabricii
Lineage: Eukaryota; Metazoa; Arthropoda; Insecta; Hymenoptera; Diprionidae
Product: sialin
Exons: 5
Coding region: 591-2261 (556 amino acids)
Biological process (GO): transmembrane transport; monoatomic anion transport
Cellular component (GO): plasma membrane
Molecular function (GO): transmembrane transporter activity
Source: RefSeq, a predicted model, not a curated record